AUGGCUGGAAAAUCUAACAAGGCCAGAAACAAGGGGAGGGCCUUGAAUUCCAAUCCUGCUGAUUCUUUGGAAUCGGAAUCAAAGGCACCUACUUCAUCAUCCUCGAAUGCUGGUGCUGGUGCUCUAUCUAAUGGGGAUGCCAGUGGAAUUCAGGACACAAGCAAUAAGUCCCCUGCAGAAAAUGUGGCUGUUGCUGAUAAGGGAGAGACGGCAAAUCCUUCAGCAACAACAUCCAAGCAGGCUGGAGGUGAGCUUCAUCUUUACCCUGUUGCUAUCAAGGCACCAUCUGGGGAAAAGCUAGAGUUGCAGCUAAGUCCAGGAGAUUCUGUGAUGGAUGUCAGACAGUUCCUUCUUGAUGCUCCAGAGACAUGUUUCUUUACUUGCUAUGAUUUGAUUAUGCAUACUAAAGAUGGGUCAGUUCAUCAUUUAGAGGAUUACAAUGAAAUUUCUGAAGUUGCAGAUAUCACAACUGGUGGUUGCACCUUAGAGAUGGUUGCUGCAUUAUAUGAUGAGAGAUCCAUAAGGUCACAUGUACGCCGUGCACGAGAAUUGCUCUCUCUUUCAACUCUUCAUGUCUCAUUAUCUACACUGCUAGCUUUACAGCAUGAGACUGCACAACAAAAAACUUCAGAGAAAACGGAAACUCCAGAUGGGUUAGGUUUCAUGGAGGACAUUACUGGUUCCCUCCACAAUUUGGUGACACCGAUGCCUAAUGAGAUCAAAUGUGCGGAAAGCAUUGUAUUUUCUUCUUUCAACCCUCCUCCAACUUACAGAAGGCUAGUUGGAGAUCUGAUUUAUAUUGAUGUAGUGACAUUAGAAGGAAAUAAAUUUUGCAUCACGGGGACCUCAAAAGCUUUUUACGUGAAUUCUAGUACAGGGAAUAUAUUAGAUCCAAGGCCAUCAAAACCUGCUUAUGAAGCAAGUACCCUAAUUAGUCUAUUGCAAAAAAUCAGCUCCAAGUUCAAAAAAGGUUUUCGUGAAAUAUUGGACCGAAAAGCUUCUGCACAUCCUUUUGAAACUGUUCAAUCCCUGUUGCCACCAAAUUCAUGGUUGGGACACUAUCCCAUUCCAGGUCAUGAAAGGGAUGCAGCGAGAGCAGAGGAUGCCUUUGCUCUUUCAUAUGGAAGCGAACUAAUUGGCAUGCAGAGAGACUGGAAUGAAGAAUUACAAUCCUGUCGGGAAUUUCCUCAUAAUACUCCCCAAGAAAGGAUACUACGUGACAGGGCUCUUUAUAAAGUGACAUGUGAUUUCGUUGAUGCAGCAAUUAAAGGUGCAAUUGGAGUCAUCAACAGAUGUAUACCCCCUAUUAAUCCAACUGAUCCAGAAUGUUUCCAUAUGUAUGUGCACAAUAACAUAUUCUUUAGUUUUGCUGUGGAUGCUGACCUUGGGCAGAUCUCAAAAGAUCAAGCAUUGACUGUUGAGUCAAAAUCUGGGCAUGGUAUUGACAACUGCAAUGAUGUGACCUCACCCAAUUUAUUGGCGAAGACAUCAGAUCAUACUUCUGAUACAUCUGCUGAGGCACAGAUUUCUGACAACGAGCAAGCUACAUAUGCUUCUGCAAAUAAUGACCUGAAAGGAACUAAAGCUUACCAGGAAGCUGAUGUUCCUGGACUUUAUAAUCUUGCUAUGGCUAUAAUUGAUUACAGAGGUUACAGAGUGGUAGCACAGAGCAUUAUCCCUGGCAUCCUUCAAGGGGAUAAAUCAGAUUCCCUUCUAUAUGGUUCUGUUGACAAUGGCAAGAAAAUUUGUUGGGAUGAAUCAUUUCAUUCCAAGGUAGUAGAGGCUGCUAAGCGCCUUCAUUUGAAGGAACACACUGUUAUGGAUGGAUCUGGCAAUGUUGUCAAAUUAGCUGCUCCGGUGGAAUCCAAGGGUAUCAUUGGCAGCGAUGACAGGCACUACCUUUUGGAUCUGAUGAGGGUGACUCCUCGUGAUGCAAAUUAUAGUGGACCUGGACACCGGUUUUGUGUCUUGAGGCCUGAACUUGUUGCUUCCUUUUGUGAGGCUGAAGCUGCAGAGAGGUCACCCUCUAGACCUAAAAUUGCAGGAGAGUACUCAGAGGCACCUGAUUCUCGAAGUUCUAGUGCUCAUGUAAUGGGAACACCUGUAGAAGUGCAGACAAAAGCUGGUGAAGAAUGUGCUUCUGCACCUGCUGAAGUUCGGACACCAGGCGAAGAUAUACUUCUGAAUCCAAAUGUCUUUACCGAGUUCAAGCUGGCAGGCAGUCAGGAGGAUAUUGCUACAGAUGAAGCAAUUGUGAGGAAGGCUGCUUCAUAUCUUACAGAUGUGGUUCUUCGGAAGUUCGUUCAAGACCUUUGCUCCCUUGAGGUCUCACCCAUGGAUGGCCAGUCAUUAACUGAUGCACUCCAUGCUCAUGGGAUAAAUGUUCGCUAUCUUGGAAAAGUUGCUGACAUGGUCAAACAUUUACCUCACCUAUGGGAUAUAUGUUCCACCGAGAUUGUUGUUAGGUCAGCAAAACAUAUUUUAAAGGAUAUGCUGAGGGAAUCACAGGAUCAUGAUCUCGGGCCAGCAAUUGCUCAUUUCUUCAAUUGUUUUGCUGGAAAUAUUUCACCUGUUGGCACAAAAGGCUGCACUAACAAUUCACAGUCAAAAACCCAGAAGAAGGGCCAAGAGAACCAUAAGUCUCUAGAUAAGUCUGGAAAGGGGCAAAUGAGGUUGAGACAUGGAGCAUCAUCUAAAAAAGGUCACUCAGCACAUUUGCUCUUGACAUCUGAAGGACUUUGGUCGUACAUUCGGGAAUUUGCUAGACUCAAAUAUCAGUUUGAAUUACCAGAUGAUGCAAGGAUACGAGUAAAAAAGGUUGCAGUCAUUCGUAAUUUGUGCCAAAAGGUAGGAAUAACAAUUGCUGCACGCAAAUUUGAUCUUGAUUCUUCGGCACCAUUUCAAACCUCAGAUAUUCUAGAUCUCCAGCCAGUUGUGAAGCAUUCAGUUCCAAUGUGCUCAGAAGCAAGGAAUCUCAUGGAAUCCGGGAAAGCCCGACUGGCUGAGGGAAUGCUAAAUGAAGCCUACACCUUUUUUUCUGAAGCAUUUUCUAUACUUCAACAAAUUACAGGUCCUAUGCAUCGCGAUGUUGCUAACUGCUGCCGCUAUCUUGCAAUGGUUCUAUAUCAUGCUGGUGACAUGGCUGGAGCUAUCGUGCAGCAGCACAAAGAACUAAUCAUAAAUGAGCGGUGUCUUGGUCUAGACCAUCCUGAUACUGCACACAGCUAUGGAAACAUGGCUUUGUUCUACCAUGGCCUCAAUCAGACCGAACUUGCUCUGCGGCAUAUGUCUCGAACAUUGCUCCUGCUAAGUUUGUCAUCAGGGCCCGAUCAUCCUGAUGUUGCAGCAACUUUCAUAAAUGUUGCUAUGAUGUACCAGGAUAUUGGGAAUAUGAAUGCUGCACUCCGUUAUUUGCAAGAAGCACUAAAAAAGAAUGAGCGGCUUCUUGGUCCAGAGCAUAUUCAAACUGCUGUGUGUUACCAUGCUCUUGCCAUUGCAUUUAACUGUAUGGGUGCCUACAAGCUUUCUAUUCAGCACGAAAAGAAAACUUAUGAUAUACUUGUUAAUCAACUUGGGGAGGAGGAUUCAAAAACACAAGAUUCAGAAAAUUGGAUUAAGACAUUUAAAUCGCGCGAGCAGCAGGCAAGUGCACAGAAACAAAAGGGGCAGGCGGUCAAUACAGCUUCUGCCUUAAAGGCUAUUGAUAUUUUGAAGGCAUUCCAAGCUGCGGCUGGGGGUUCUGCAAAUACUAGUGCAUCAUCAGUCAAUAAAUCCCUUAAUGCAGCUAUUAUUGGGGAGCCUCUUCCUCGAGGUAGGGGUGUUGAUGAACGAGCAGCUCGUGCAGCAGCAGAAAUGCGGAAGAAAGCUGCAGCUAGAGGCCUCCUUGUGCGCCAGAAUGGUGUGCCUGUCCAAGCUCUGCCCCCACUGACACAGCUCCUCAGCAUCAUCAACUCCGGUGCUACUGCUUCUGAAGCUCAACCAAAUGCCCAGGCAAAUGAACCUGAGGGGGAGGCGGACAAUGGCUCCACCUUGAAUGGUACUCCAGUUGGCACAAAGGAUGCCAAUGGAUCAGUUGAGAACCAUGAUGAUCAAGGUCCUGUUGGGUUAGGAACUUCUUUAGCUUCAUUGGACUCCAAGAAGCAAAAAUCAAAACCAAAGGCUACAGCUUGAGGAAGGAAAUGGCGGCGUUUUUAUCAGUUGGGCUAUAUAGCCUGCAGUUUUGAACAUGAAUGUGAUUUUUAAGGACCACCCAACUUUUUUGCUUCAUAUGGGGGAAAGUUGAUGAUAAUAAAUGAGCAUUUUCAUUCAAUCAUAAAGAUUUUCAUAGGAUGGCAGCAACUGGAGUCAUGAUCAUCCAGAUUAGAUGCAGAAGUUGGUUCGAACAUGUUUUCCCAAUGAUUUACUCGAAUAUGGAUGCUUUCGAUCCUAGCAAAUAUCCAAACUCCAGUUGACGGUAUGGACAAACCUAGGUUUCAUUUAGAAUAAGUGGUUGCUCGGCCCUUUGAAUUCAACGAGGCAAACGCGGCAACCAUGCGUGCUUUUUUCUUCAUACAGCUGACUACUACUUUCUAAAUGAUGUAUUUGUACGAUAUGCCUGACGAGCAUAGCCAGCAAGGCGUUCUAACUUGUAAGACAUGGGAUAUAGGCCAGUUGAGCAAUUCCUAGAAAAUGUUAAUCUAGAAAUGUUCCACUCUGCUCUCUUUGUAGUGUUUUUUAUUAGUCUUAGUUUUGUUGUUUUAAUACUUAUAAGAUGGUGAGCUUUUUUUAAGCCACCAGUUCUUUCUCCUAUGUAUAUUCAUUUUAGUGAACCCAAUGAAUCCAUUUUUAUUGCGCGUC
Molecule: messenger RNA, 4836 nt
Organism: Elaeis guineensis (African oil palm)
Lineage: Eukaryota; Viridiplantae; Streptophyta; Magnoliopsida; Arecales; Arecaceae
Product: clustered mitochondria protein
Biological process (GO): organelle organization
Cellular component (GO): cytoplasm
Molecular function (GO): protein binding
Source: RefSeq, a predicted model, not a curated record